Prosopis cineraria is the source of this 1083-nucleotide messenger RNA. Its product is annotated as transcription factor bHLH36-like. Lineage: Eukaryota; Viridiplantae; Streptophyta; Magnoliopsida; Fabales; Fabaceae. Bases 51 to 797 code for a protein of 248 amino acids. The record is from RefSeq and is a predicted model, not a curated record. The transcript has 4 exons. Gene Ontology annotation, cellular component: RNA polymerase II transcription regulator complex. Gene Ontology annotation, molecular function: DNA-binding transcription factor activity, RNA polymerase II-specific; protein dimerization activity; RNA polymerase II transcription regulatory region sequence-specific DNA binding. Gene Ontology annotation, biological process: regulation of transcription by RNA polymerase II.
CUAGCAACAGCCAUAUAAUUAAUACCAGAAUAUCUUUGAAACCCCAAAAUAUGAUGAAGCCGUUGCAUCCAGUCGGCGAUGAAGAUUUGUUCUUUAUGAUUCCCUUUCAGAACCCUUCUCCUCUCUCAAUACAAACGAUCCCAGAAGACGACAUCUUUCAUGAUCCUGCAGAAGUGAAGGCUUACGAAAGCUUUCCACCUAAUUUUGGAAGUGAAGUUAUACCAAAGGGGAGGGGCAAGCAGCAGCAAAAUAAGGAAUUUCCAGUUAAAACAGCUGAAGAUGCUAACAAGAAGUGGAUGCAUAGAGAGACAGAAAGACAAAGACGACAAGAAAUGGCCACGCUUUGCGCCUCCAUCAGAUUGGCUUUGCCUCUCGAAUAUAUCAGGGGAAAGCGAUCAGCAUCUGAUCAAAUUGAUGGGGCUGUGAAAUAUAUCAAACACCUAGAGAACAAGGUCAAGCAAUUGAUGGCAAAGAGAGAUGAGUUGAUGAAAAAUGGAAAUGGAAUCUCUGUUAUUAUUCAUCCUUACCAGGGUGGAGCUGAGAUUAACUGCAGUUAUAGAUUCAGAGAGUACUUAUUUACUCAGUCAACACUCUUGAGUAUUUUGAUUAAAGAAGGGCUUAAUGUGGUGAGCUGCACUUCUAUCAAAAGGGAUGAGACGUUCAUUCACACAAUCCGAUUAGAGGUUUCUGAUAUUGGUGAGAGUACUACUGACCAUUCUGAACUGCAAAGGAGGCUUACUGCAGCAAUAUUAUCUACAGAACACAGAGACACAGCAUCUGAACCAGAAAACUGCUGAUAUACAUGUUUUGUUGCGAAGAAGGUCACUGAUAUUGGACUUUACUAAUUUGAGGCGGUAAUUGUAUAUCCACGUGUAAUAAAAAACAUGGCUGAAGUAUAGAGUGCGUUUGAAUAAGGGGGGUAAGUUCCUUGGCAAGAAUAGGCAUUACAUGUCUUCAUUCACUGAUAUCUUUUCCAUGCAAGUUAAAAGCCAUGUUAUUCUUAUGUGAAUUGGUCAUGUAUAUAGCUAGCUACAUUCUGAACAUUUUGCAUAGUUUUGUGCGUUAAUUGAACUCUCACAGGGA